This is a messenger RNA of Magallana angulata, 722 nucleotides long. Its product is annotated as putative nuclease HARBI1. The record is from RefSeq and is a predicted model, not a curated record. The transcript has 4 exons. The annotation marks the transcript as partial. NCBI's taxonomy places the organism in Eukaryota, Metazoa, Mollusca, Bivalvia, Ostreida, Ostreidae.
AUUGCAGGAUUUCCAGGCAUUGCGGGGUGCGUUGAUGGAACAAUGGUCAAAAUAAAAGCUCCCCACGGCAAUGAAGCAGACUACAUUUGUCGCAAAGGAUAUUAUGCCCUUAACAUCCAGAUGACGUGUGACCCUCGAUUCAGAGUAAUCGAUCUUGUAGCCAAGUGGCCUGGAAGUGUUCAUGAUUCCAAAAUAUUUCGCGAGUCCCAACUGUGCAAAAUCAUGGAGGAAGGUCAAAUUCAAGGAACUCUCUUAGGAGACUCGGGAUACGGUUUAAAACCAUACUUGAUGACUCCGUAUAUCUCCACUGAAACAGCACCAUCUCAAAGAUUUAAUUCAGCUCAUUGCAGAACCAGGGUUACAAUUGAACAGACAUUUGGUGUUCUGAAGAAAAGGUUUAAUGCGCUCCACACGGGUCUUCGAGCCAAUCCUGAGAGAGCGUGCAGGAUGAUUACUGCAUGUGUCAUCCUGCAUAACAUUGGUCUAGACAGGGGAGACAUUCUUAGAGAUGUUCCCCAGAUUCCUGCUUCAUUGGUGGCCCCUGAUUUUGUUAUUCCAGAGGAUGCUGUUGGAAGAACGGUGCGGGAUCACAUCAGAGACACCUAUUUCUCAUGAAAUGUAUUCAAACGCUUGAAUUUCUUCUACAGUUUAGUGUUUUCCAGUCUUAAAUUCUCAAUUUCAAGCUCCUGGAUGUUGAUCUUCCUUUUUCUUGAUGACUUACU